GUGUAAAGGCAAUCCAAUAUUCUUUGUUUUGGUUAAGAACUUGGGUUUGAACUGAUGAAGAGUAACGAUGGGAGAUGGAAUAAUCCACAUUGUGUAUUCAAUUCACAUAGAGAUGGGAAUGGAUCACAUGUUGUUGUUGUUUACUGGUGACUCUAAACUCUUUGUUUGGCAACCCACAACAGGUUUUAAAAGUCAUUUCUUAAGAAAGAACAAUGGAUUACUAUUUACAAGAACUCAUCGAAACCUACUAUUAAUAGGAGGUACAAGGUUUAGUGGUUUAUAUAUUGCUAGAGAAUUGGCAUUAUCUGGUCACCAAGUUGUCUUGUUCAAUCGAGGUAGCGUUCCUAUUGGCGAUAUUUCUCUCAAGAUAAGAGGUGAAACUGAGAAAGAUUUCCAAACAAGAAUGUCCAAUACUCACUUGAUAAAGGGAGAUCGCACCCAUCCUCAGGAUAUUUUACGUGUUGUACAAAGUGAAAAAUGGGAUGCCAUCUUUGAUAAUAACGGAAGAGAAUUAUCAGAUAGCAAGCCAUGGAUAGAUGGUUUGGGCCAUUCCAUACAACAUUAUAUGUAUAUGAGUAGUGCUGGUGUCUACAAGGAAAGUGGAUUACUUCCACAUAGGGAAGAAGAUGCAGUUGAUCACAAUUCAAGACACAAAGGAAAGUUGGAAACCGAACAAUAUUUGAAACAAUCUGGGAUACCCUUUACUUGUAUUCGUCCUACUUAUAUUUAUGGACCUCGCAAUUAUAAUCCUGUGGAAGAGUGGUUUUUCAAACGCAUCGACCAAAAUAGACCUAUUCCGAUACCUGGACAUGGAUUACAUAUUACGGGUUUGGGUCAUGUAGAAGACUUAGCAAAGGCAAUGGUUCUUGCUUUAGGCAAUCAACAAGCUGUUUCACAAACUUAUAAUAUUCAGGGAAGAUAUUCGGUGACUUUUGAUGGUUUUGCUAAGCUAUGUGCUAUUGCAGCUGGUAAAGACCCCAAUAAGUUGGAGUUGAUCCAUUAUGAUCCUAAAAAGGUUCCAAAGGAUAAGAAAUCGUUUCCAUUUCGACCACAGCACUUUUUCUGUAGUUGUGCUAAAGCUGAAAGAGAAUUGCAAUGGAAGGAACGUUGGGAUUUGGUUUCGGGUUUAAAAGACUCCUAUGAAAACGACUUUAUAGAAAAGAAGAAAAGAAAUGCUAUCUCUUUUGACUUUUCUCUAGAUGACCAGAUAUUAGAGUCAUUAAAGGAAGCCAAAAGUAUGUUGGUUUGAAUAAAAAAUAUAUAUAUACUUGUGGGGGAGAGAGACAAUCCAAGUCUUGGAGUAUAGGAAAGAAAGCCUCAUAAAACAAAAGUGGAAGGAGAAGAGCAUCGGCCAUUUUCUGAUUAUUA
Molecule: messenger RNA, 1368 nt
Organism: Galdieria sulphuraria
Lineage: Eukaryota; Rhodophyta; Bangiophyceae; Galdieriales; Galdieriaceae
Product: NAD-dependent epimerase/dehydratase
Exons: 5
Coding region: 113-1249 (378 amino acids)
Biological process (GO): rRNA processing
Cellular component (GO): cytosol
Molecular function (GO): RNA binding
Source: RefSeq, a predicted model, not a curated record